ACUAGACCCCCUUUCCUUUCCUCUUCCUCACCCGAGUCUCCACCUCCCCUCCUCGUCACCGCCGACGCCGGAAUCCCCACCCCACCCCUUCUCGCUCGCUCGCGUGUCGCCGCCGCCGUCGCCGUUCACCUUCUCCCUCAUCGCGCCCCUCCCGCAUCCACCCCGUCCGCAAGCUCUGCUGGCCAUCGGGGUUUCAUCGGUGGAUCUGGAAUUCCAGGCCAGUUCGGCAGCAAUGGAUAAAACACACAAGGAGGAGGCAGUGAAAACCACAUGUCAUGAAGAUACUACCAGUACUGAUGGAUCAAGCAUGGAUGAAUACGAUCCAUGGAAUCCUCCGUAUCCUCCUCCAUGCCCUCCUGCUGUUGAAUAUAGCUUAAGUGACUCUAUCCGUUUAGUAGCUAAGUGGUCACGUGAGAAAGAAGCUGCACUUGGUGCCCUCAGAGCAUCCAGUAUAAUCUUCCCAGAACGCAUCCCUAAGGAGGUGAAUCAUCUCUUCCAUGAUAAAGUGCACCAUUUGGCACCCAUCCUGGAUAAGGAUAGCGUCCGGCGCUUUCUCAGCUAUAUGGAGAGGAAUGGGCAGGGCAUGCGAUGGGGUUCGAUCAUCACCCCAGAGGCUUUGAACCAUAUGAUUUCACAAAAUGCGGUGAAAUGUGUCAAAAUUGUCUUGGAGGGCCAGGCACCUGAGCUUGAUGGGUGCCGAGCCGGUCCCAACUGCAUGAACCAGUAUGGGUACUAUCCCCUCCACCGAGCUGCUGAAUUUUUUUCGGUUGACAUGAUUCAGUUGCUCGUCCGCCACGGCGCGUCCGCCAAUCUACGCACAGCCGGUGCUGAGGUCAUCGAGGGCCUUCUCCCACUCCAUGUUGCAGUCGAGAACACGUGUAUGCAUAAGUAUCUGGAAGACAGUCUGUUUCCUAACCACGAGCAUCGGGAUUACAGUGAGGCAGAUGCCAACUUUAUCUUCAAGCUCAUCCAUCUUCUGUGCCUACCUGAAAUGAAGAUCUUCUUGGAUACGACUCGGCUGAUUGCAAAAUACACAGAUAAUCUAUUGGAUGAGCUGUGGAAUUACAUAAAAGAGGGAAAGCUUGCCGAGACAGCCGUUUUGCUCAUGGCAGCUCAAGAGCAGAUACGCAUGGGAACUUCUCGCAAGAGAAAUGGAGAUAGUAAGCCAGAUGGGCUUGCUAUUAUCUGUGACCGUAUUUGGAACAACAAUAUUGCUUUGCAGUCUGAGAAGGGUCAGCAAGUGGAGGCAAGGAUAAAGCUUAAUAAUAUGGCAUUGAUGCUCGUUCAUGUAAUUUCCAAAGCUGGUGAAGGUCUUGAUUCAUACAUUCAGAAGCAUCUAGAGGUGCCGUAUUUCAUGCAGGUGCCCCAUUUGGAGGUCAUUGAACGUGUCUCGUCGAUUCUCAAGGAUAAUGGUUUUUGUCCUACUAGUGAAUGGACAGAAAUUGGAAACCUCUGCCCCUAUGAGGAUGUGUUGUCCAGUGAGGAUGUACCUAACAAAUCUGGGGAAAGUGACACAAACAGGGAAGCUCUAGAAAUGGAUUAUCUACAGACAGUAGUGAACAAGGCCACAAGAAAGAGAAAACCAAGACGAUGGGAGCUCAAACUCGCCAGGAGAAGCUUCUUCCCAUGGUGGAGAUCAGUGUUAUCUGCCCGGUCUAAAGUCAAGAUCAUCAUCCCCCACAAAUGGGCACGUCCUUCUGAAUGCUUGGAUCUCGAGAUGGCUUGGAAGAAACCUACUCAAGGCUUGGAUGGUGAGACAGCUUCGAAGAAGGAAACCGUCGAGGAUGGGUCUGCUGCUGCAGGUCACGGCGUGAUGGGCCGAUUUCCCAUGGUGGUAUAUAGUAGCAAGCCCGGUGAGCUGUUUACUACAAUACCGCUCACUGAUAUACCCAAAUACAUGAAGCAACAACAGAGAAGGCAAUCCAGAAGGCUGUUUAGUACAGCGGUUAAUUAUCAGCCCAGGAUGGUGAUUGGUACAGGAGUGAAUCCUCAACCCGGAAGAAGGCUGUUUGGUACAGCGGCAUUGAUGCUGCUCAAAGUGUUGAAGAAGGCAUGAGGAGUAGUAUAGAAAGGUCGCGGCGGUGAUGGUUGGGUCAUCAUCUUCCUGCCAUCAAGUUAUCUAUCAUAUCGUCCUGUGCAUGCUUUUGUCUCAAGGUCGGAUGAUUGUUUUGCGCAUGACGUAACCUUGUUCAGAGUCAUGAUGAAGUACUGAUGUCCUAAAUUAAAAUGUGCCAUUCCUGGCAGACCCACGCUAGCUAGUGCAAGGCACCUACCUAAGUACUCCCUCCGUAAACAAAUAUAAGAGCGUUUAGAUAACUACUUUAGUGAUCUAAACACUCUUACAUUUCUUUACAGAGGGAAUACUAUGUAACAAAGACUUGUGUGCUUGUACUGUUUGUAAUGCUGCUGCGGAGUACAUCCCGUGUUUGCUAAUUCUUGAAUUCCUCCAGUCUUGAA
This is a messenger RNA of Triticum dicoccoides, 2457 nucleotides long. RefSeq lists its product as uncharacterized. The record is from RefSeq and is a predicted model, not a curated record. Gene Ontology annotation, biological process: positive regulation of protein catabolic process; protein ubiquitination. The coding region runs from base 233 to 2056 and encodes 607 amino acids. Lineage: Eukaryota; Viridiplantae; Streptophyta; Magnoliopsida; Poales; Poaceae. The transcript has 10 exons. Gene Ontology annotation, molecular function: protein binding.